Messenger RNA from Mirounga angustirostris (Northern elephant seal), 1002 nucleotides. RefSeq names its product rho GTPase-activating protein 20-like. Gene Ontology annotation, biological process: signal transduction. The transcript is spliced from 10 exons. Lineage: Eukaryota; Metazoa; Chordata; Mammalia; Carnivora; Phocidae. The record is from RefSeq and is a predicted model, not a curated record. The coding region runs from base 1 to 1002 and encodes 333 amino acids. Gene Ontology annotation, molecular function: GTPase activator activity.
AUGAGUAACUUCAGCACCAGCUUCGUGAAAGGCUACUCAGGUUCGAAGAGCUCUUCUGUUGAGGUGGAUGCCUGCAGCAAAAGCACUACAUCAUCUGAGGGUGCCGCCCAUACCCUGCUUAUCCACGGCCCCGUCGAGCUCAAGAGAGGCUGGAGGAGGCAGAAGCGGCACCUCUUCUUAUUCAGCGAUUUCUUGCUGUUGUCCGAUACCAAGUAUAAGAAAAAACUUAAGAUAAAAAAGAAAAUACCACUGAACACCAUGUGGACUGCCAACUGUAUGGACAGAGUGGAGGAUGCCAACAUCUGUGCUGGGAGGUCCUUUAUCCUGGGCUGGCCCACGGUGACCUUUGUGGCCACCUUCGGUUCUUCGGAACAAAAGGAAAAAUGGCAUUCUUUCCUUCAAAGGUAUAUCAAUCUGGCCAAAGAGAAGGACCAGCCCAAAAGCAUUCCUCUCAGAAUCUUCACUGAGGACAUCAAGAACUGUGCCAGUUCUGUAACUGUAACAGUAACAAAUUCAGACACAGUGAAUGACAUUAUCAACAUGUCACUACCAAUGCUAGGAAUAACUGGCUCUGAGAAAGACUACCAGCUGUGGGUGAGUGCUGGCAAGGAAGCGUCCCCACACCCACUCACUGGACAUAAACAUCCCUGUGGAAUUAAAAUGAGCCAUCUUCCAUCUACCACACUGCUGCCGCAGACACCAGAGGACUCCAUCUCUCCUUCCACCCUCCAGGAGUCCCUCCUUCUGGAGCAGGGGUUCGCAGAGAUGCAAGGCCGGUUCAUCCUGAAGCCCAGGCACCCGGCGCAGAAUGAGCAAGGGAGAGAUUACAGGCAGAAGACAGUUAAAAGCAGUUUUUUCAGAGACUGGGCCUGUUGUCUGGGCUCCAGCACUAGCCAGGACAGCCAGUGCACAACCCCACCUUCUUCAAAGCCAGGACAGCUCUUUGGAGUUUCCCUCAUGGAUGUGUGUAAUAAAGACAACUUGCCCUUCCCAAGCUUUUAG